CUAUGAUGAAAAUUACAGGCCUCUCUCAUAUUUUUAAGUGGGUGUCAUAGGUGUAUGUAUAUUACUUCCCUAUUUAUACAAAUGUCUGGAUAACUGUAUUACAGCAUCUGAAGUGUGUGCAAUGCUCUGCAUUGUGUGCAGUAGUAUACUGUAAUUUAGGUGCAAUGUUUUGGGUCAAGCUUAAAGCUUCAGUGCGAUUGGUCAGUGAAGGACCAGGUGACUCGGUAGUCACGCGCUUUCCAACGAACCCGUCAGGAAGAAGAAAAACAAAACAAACGCAAGAGAAAGGCAGCGUGGACUCCAUUGAAAUUGCUUUGUUAUUGCUCAGAUAGGAAUAAACACGAAGCGAAACACGACACAAAACGUUCAUAUGGGGUUUCUAAAGACGCCAGGCAUCAGACGAGAACUAGACUUCCAUGAGUUCACAGAGUUUUCCACAAUAAAGAAGACUCUUUUUGUUACUUAACUCAUAGAUUUUUCUACUGUCGGUUGACAUCAUCCGAAGACGACUGGGACACGAGGUGGAGGAAACAUUCACAAUAAGGAACAGAGAUCGGUGCUCGGCGAUGCCUCAGCCCGGCAUCAGUGGAAUGGAUCUUCCCUUUGGGGAUUUCUUUCAAAAUUAUACUUUUGCUGAUCAGGCGCUGACCAGCACGGACCUGUUGGCGAGUAACACAGACCCAGACUUCAUGUACGAACUGGACAGAGAAAUGACUGCUUGCCUAAGUCCUAGAGUUGAUCACUUCACGGUGGGGGACUGCAAGGAGAUGGAGUGUGGGGAGCACCUCAUGGAGCUGGUGGACAGCGACCCGGCCUACAGCUCGAACUUUGAGCAGUGGGAUACGUACUGGGAGGACCUGACCAAGUACACCCGUUUCACCAGCUGUGACAUCUGGGGCACCAAGGAGGCAGGCCUGGAUGACUUCUCCAGCCCUUACCAAGAUGAGGAGGUGAUUGCCCGGACCCCCACCUUGGCUCAGCUCAACAGCGAGGACUCGCAGCCCCCUGUGUGUGACACACUCUACCACCCUGAUCUGCUGAUAGGGGGCCAGAAGCAGCACACCUCCCUCCACCCACUCUCCCUGAGCAAGAAGACAGCCGCCCGCCCGGGCCCCUCCUCCUCCUGCUCCAACCUGGUCAAGAACCCCCUGGGCGACUUUGCCAAGGGUUCCCAGAAGGCCACCUGGCCUGUCCCCUCCAGCACAGAGACAAUGUCCAAGGCCCAGGGAACCAGCAAGAUGGCCACCCUGGGCUACCACUGCAAUGACUACGUGCGCAAGGCAAAGGUUCGCAUCAGCAUGCCCCACCGGCCCCUAGUCGACAUGCCCAUGGCCUCCCAUCAGGUUGAGGCUGAAAACCACUUCACAUACAGCAGCAAGCCCCCAGAGCUGGCCACCACAUCUGGCUGUGCUGCCCCUGUGGCUGCUCCUGCUACUGCAGCCUCCGCCUCUGCCUCCGCCAGCACCCUGGCCUAUGAGAAGACGGUAGAGCUGCCUCGCCGGGAGAUGCCACCCGCCUCAGUGGGCACGUCUGGCGCUGUGCCCCCUAUGCUCCACUACCCUGUAGCUGGGGCUGGGGCCAGCGAGACCCUGGUGACUGCCAGUGGGACUGACCCAGUCUCUGACAAGAAGAAGGAGGAGGAGCACAACUACUCCCUGUUCCUAACCCGAGCCAGGCUGGCCGGGAAAGCCCUCACUGAGGAGGAGGAGGAAGAGGUUGAAGAGGAGGAGGAGGAAGAGGAGGAGGUGGGGGAGGACGAAGAGGAUGCUGAGGGGGUGGAGCUGGAUGAAGAUCUCGAUGAAGAUCAUGAUGAGGGUUUUGGCAGCGAGCAUGAGCUCUCUGAGAAUGAUGAUGAGGAAGAUGAGGAGGACGAUGAUUAUGAGGGGGAUAAAGAUGAUGACAUGAGCGACGCCUUCUCCGAGCCAGGUAGCCAUAUAUCAGGAUGUGACAAUGACGCGGUGGAGGACGUGAAGGGGCUGACGGCAGGGAUCUCCAGGAAGAGGGGCAAGCGCCGCUACUUCUGGGAGUACAGCGAGCAGCUCACCCCCUCCAAGCAGGAAUGCUUGCUCAAGCCCUCUGAGUGGGACAGGGAGACCCUGCCUAGCAACAUGUACCAGAGGAAUGGCCCACACCACGGGAAGUACACUCUGAAGAAGUCUCGGCGGACAGAUGUGGAGGACUUGACCCCUAACCCUCGCAAGCUGCUGCAGAUCGGGAACGAGCUGCGUAAGCUCAACAAAGUGAUCAGUGAUCUGACCCCGGUCAGCGAGCUGCCCCUCACAGCCCGCCCACGCUCCCGCAAGGAGAAGAACAAACUGGCAUCCAGGGCCUGUCGACUGAAGAAGAAAGCUCAGUAUGAGGCCAACAAAGUCAAGCUGUGGGGUCUGGGCACAGAAUACGAUCGGCUUCUGUUUGUCAUCAACACCAUAAAGGAAGAAAUAGUGAACAGAGUGCAGGAUAUCUGCGACGACAAGGGAACUAGCAUGGCUGAAACUCUGGACAAACUCAUCCAAGAGACCCUUGUGAAGUCACCAGUUGCCGGGCAGACGUCUGACUUUGUUAAUCAGAUCCUAGAGAACACUGGCAAGGGGGAUCCCACUGGAGGACUGGUCGGGCUGCGUGUACCCACGUCUAGAGUGUAGAUGGACCAUGUAGAGGUCUGGUGAUGGCAUACUCAAAGCCAUCCGCGCCAUUCUUGUCCCACACUGUAACGGCUCACCCUCUGCAUGACCAUUCCAUCCAGGAAUCGCAUCACCAUGCCCUGUGGGAAGACAUACAUACCACGCUCCAAAUGUAUGUGUGUCUUCACACUGUGAGCAUGCGCUGAAAUGAAACUUAGUAUCUAUCUCUGCACUAGUAGUCUGUUACUCGCCAUUUGUACACAUGGCUAGUGCACGUGGCUAGUGUCUUUAGGGCCGCAGUGUUUGCGAAUUCAAAGCCAAUAUAUGAAAAAUACCUCCCGAAAUGUUUAUAUUGGAAGAAAAAAAGAUGAUUAUCAGUUCUAGCUGUAGCCAUUUCCUGUAGCGUUCAAACGACCCGUUUCAUGCCUGCGUACCUGGGUGGGAAAGGCAACACAGGAUGCCGUUAUAAUUAGAGCGAGACGACGGGAUGGCACGAGAUAUUUGCUAUUGAAACGUAAAUAGUAACUUGUCAAUCCCAUGUCCUUGUCACCUUUACUGAACUGUGCUUCUCGGAUGAAAAAAACAAACAACUUAAAACAGCCUCUGGGUAUUCCAUAGUGUCUACUGUUGUGGAGGUAUAGGGAACGCUUCAUACCCGUUGUCUGCUUUCCCAUUCUAGCACCGUGGCAUUCACAUAGGGGGAGAUGAUGUUACCCAAUACUCUCAACCUGCCAACCACAUUAUAAGGCAACAAAAACACACAAGCACCUGAAUUACUACUAACAUUAAGAAAGUCUACUUUGACAUAAUGCGCUAAAAAUUAGUAGAAGUUAGGGGGGGGGGGGUACACAGGAAUGCAGUGAAAUGUUGUUUUGCGAUUUGGCCUGAUUUUUUUUUCAAUUCCAUUAUCCUGUGUUUUUGCAGUUGAGAAGAUAUUUCAAAUAGACUUGAGCAGAAGGCCACUAUAUUCCCAUCCGUUGCAUGGGAAAAAUUCUUAGUCAUCUGACUAUAAGCUAGAUGACGUGAUUAUAACAACCAUUUCCUCGAUCUAUAUACCCUUUGGUUGAAGCGUCUUCAAAUGAAAGCACCAUUGGCUUCUUGCAAAGUAGGGAUGAGAGGGCUAAUAGUUUGAAGUUCCUUAGUUUGGUGUGUUCAUAUUUGUAUUUAAUAACAGUACUGUUCAUUGUGCCUUGUAUUUAAAGUGAGAUGAUUACACAAGUGGUUGAAGGAUAGUGGACCAUUUUACACUGAGGGAGAGCAGAACAUGGUGCAGGAAAGGUAAAGAGGUUUGUUAUGUAUUUCUGCUCUUUCAAGCUAUUCUGAAUGUACAUAUGAACAUGGACCAUGUAGAUAUAUGCCACAGAGUCUGUGCAUUGUAUUAUAAGAUGGCUCUGACAAAAAAUGUACUUUGGUUAUCGGUACUUGGACUUUGGGGCAGAGAAUGGGAGGGUUAAAAAAAGGAUAUUCGUAUAGAAUUUAAAAAAAAUAUUUGCACACUAUAUUUUGAUUGCUUUUUGUACCAAAGACACAUGCAACGAAAACGGCGACUAGCCAGAUAAAGUAAGGUUUUGCACAGCUUACCUGACACCGUAUUGAAUGUAGGAAAUGUGGUAGGGUCAGGGAUUUUCAUUGAACUGUGAAAUUGGCUUGGGUCCAAUUACGUACUGAAAGAAGCAUUCAUUAACUUUUUCUAAACGGCUCCUGUCAGUUGGCUUCUCAAGUAGAUUAGUUGCUUUAAAAACAUUUGAUAGAUUCCAGAAGUUACAUGUUAUACUUCCACUUCUAUUGUGCUUUGGCACGAAGUAGAAAAGAGAAGGAGAACAUACAAUUUUUAAUUUUGACUGUUUGUCAAAACGUCACAAAUAACCAAAAGGUAUAUCACUUCUAUAAUUUAUGUAGGUGAGACGAAUACACAUAUGUCAUAUUAAGUGUUGCGUAUUUAUAGUAAUGUCCAUUCAUGCGUACACAUAUGUCUAUCUAUUGUGAAUUGCCACUUUUUCAAAUUGAUACGUUAGUAAGCAUGACACAUUUCUAAGGCCUAUCCUCACAUUCAGAGAAACUUUGGAGAAAAAAAAAUUGAAUGAAAAAACAAAAACAUUUUUGUACUAUUUGCCUUUUUCUGUUGGUGCGCAUGUAUGUCAUUUGAGAGAUGUUCAGAGAAAUACAUUUCUGGAUGGAGACUCUGCAUGAGAUAGGGUGGGGUUUCUGGAUGGAGACUCUGCAUGAGAUAGGAUGGGGUUUCUGGAUGGAGACUCUGCAUGAGAUAGGGUGGGGUUUCUGGAUGGAGACUGCAUGAGAUAGGGUGGGGUUUCUGGAUGGAGACUCUGCAUGAGAUAGGGUGGGGUUUCUGGAUGGAGACUCUGCAUGAGAUAGGGUGGGGUGUCUGGAUGGAGACUCUGCAUGAGAUAGGGUGUGGUUUCUGGAUGGAGACUCUGCAUGAGAUAGGUUAGGGUUUCUGGAUGGAGACUCUGGGAGGGGUUCCUCCUGUUUUUUGUGAUCUUUGUGAAGAGGCUCUAGUUUUUUAGGGGUUGUUCUGAAAGUAAGCGAUUGAAUAUCAUGGAUAUCAUUCUGGUUUCUUUGUGCCCUCCGCCUCAGUUCUUGACACAAAGCUCCUCUGUUGCGCUGAGUCACGGGGAAGAUUGAUAGAAAACGAAUGGAUGAUAAGUCUCAAUUGUAUACUUGCAAUUGUAGUCUUAACCUGUAUUACAAUCUCAGCCCAGACGAAAUGAGGUGAGCAGCUUUUAGAUAGGUCUAGCGUCUGUCUUUGCUGCUGUAACUUGUCAAUGUUGUCAAUUUGAAAGACUAGGUUUGCUAAUUUCAAGAAAACAAGGAGACUUGAGGCUGAAUUCAAUCAAACCGGCACAGCUGAAAAACCCUCUCUGUGGGAACGUAACACUGUCCUUAUUCUGAGAAAGGGCAUGUUUUAAUUGAAAAUGUAGUGAACAUUUUCUUAUUUCAGUACUGAAGCUAUCUGAACAUGCCUUUUGUUUGCUGUAGAGAAACAAUGUUAUUGUUCUGCAAAGCAGGUUUCCGCACUGCAUGCCAUACUCCAACUAUUUUUUAUUGAAUUAAAAAAAGGAAAAAAUACACUCUCUGAAACUAGAAUGAUACAUUUGAUAAGAUAUCUUAUUCUACUUACUUUGUUAGUGUGGUAAAUAUUCUCUAUAUACCGUCCAUGGUUUGUUUUUGUAGUGUUUCAUUUUGUAAAUGGAUUUAUCUUCUAAAAUAUUAUAUUUGUAUAGUAUAUUCUAUAUUACAUGUAUGAAAAAGAAAGCACUUUUGUUCAACAAAAAAACAACAACAAAAAACAAGUAUGAAGAAAAGCAUUUUUCCUUCCAUUUGCUGCUAAACCGACCUUGUUUGAAUGCUGCAGUGAGUACUUGACUUCUGUAACCUGACCAGGACAGUGUGUUGGGGAGGUCUUAAGAGGGCAAUCAACCUUUGAUUACAAUGCCCCUAUGUUCUGAAUGACUCUUAACGUCAUGAAUUCAUUUGCCUUCAGUAGAGAUUUCCUAUGGAAAAACAAAUUCUGCUUUGGGUUUUUCUUCAGGUUGAUGUACAGUGUAGACACACUUCUUCUGGGCAUUUGCCAGAGAGUUAUAUUGUUAUCAUUUUAAAAGUAAUUUGUACUUGUAACUUGUACUUAAUGGGGAGGGGGAGACUGAGGUACUCACAACAGCCCACAUCCUUUUGUGAGUACCUCAGAAGGAAAACUAUAUCACUGUACUGUAUGGCAAGUAAUUUGCAGUGGAGAUUUAAUCCGGGAUACUUUUUGCCUUCUCAAACACCCAUCCAUUCACUUAAUUAAGAUGGCCAAUAGUGGGUUCAAUUGCAAAGUGGUUUGCUGUGGCAACCGAUCUUGGCCAAUAUUGUACUGUCUACAAUCAAGACCUUCAACCUGGUGAUAUGCUCAAAUCAACGAUGGCCUCUCCAUUGGGAUCACUGAUGGCAAGUGAGGUUGAGCUAGGGGAAUUAAUGUUGUGUAAGAAGCUAGUGGAACAUAGUGUUGUGAGGCUGAUUCCAGCAUCGGGUGUGUGUGUCCACGCAGGUUUUCACAUUUAACAUGAUGGGCGCAAGCUGUGCAACUUUACAUUCUAACCAGGAGACUCUGUGGCAUUUUAACAGUCAAGGAAGUGGUUGACAUUCAAAGCCAGUAACUAUUCCUUCUGCUCUAUUGACAUCAAACAUAUAAACAGAUAAUAGAUUGUGUAAUUAUGUGCUAGUCUCGUCUGAUAAUUGAAUCCAUUAUGGUCUCUUCUGCAGCGAAUCAGGGUAACUACCAUUCUUCUAAUAGAAAUAAAUGUAAUAGAAUAGUAAAUCAAAGGAAAAUAUAUUUAUGUAUUCCAAUUAACGUUGCGAUUUUUAUUUCUGCAGUUCAAUAACUAUGUGUGCGUUUUAAUGGAGAUUCAAUGUAAAACAAAUGGUGCGAUGCUCUCUACAGGAUAAGAAUAGACAAAGGCCAAUGGAUUUGUGAGUAUAAAUAUUUUACCUAGAUUAGUUUUUCUUUAUACUCUAAGAAAUUUAAACGUACAAACUUUUUUUUUUUUUUUUUUUUGUAUUUUCAAAAGGGAAAUAAAUUUAUAUUUCUAGUUUUGAUCCAACUUCUGUUUUACUGUGCUGCUGCUCAUGUAUGGGUUGGUUAUUAAUGGAUUAUAUUGUAUUAAAAAGAUGAUAGUUCAUUAUACAUUACAUAUGCCUAUGCUUAACAGACCUUUUUAUACUUUUUAACAAAUGAUUAACGCUUUGAUCACAUUUGAGUUAACCUUAUAGUCUUAGACCUUGUGGAUAGAUGUCUAAUGGUAGCAUUAACAAACCGCUGGAUCACAAUGAGAAAGAGACCGAUCUCAAUUUAUUCCAAUUCUCCCAAAUGGCUACAGUAGACUAGAGAGGAGGCGGCAAGCGUGUUUGUCCUCUUUUCUUUCAAUUCCUGAUAUGAUUUUGGCUUGCUUUGUAUGUAGUUGUUUGUAGUGUAUGUGAUGACAAUGUUCUUAAAUUGUGCACUAUGCAUGUCUUACUUGUUUUUUUUUGAGUAAGACAGCGUGUUGCUUUAGUUUUCAGCUGUCUCGUGUCUGAGCAGAGCAUUUUCAUUGUAUAAAGUCAGACUCUUAUCCUGUCUCCAUAACCCUAUGGAGGUGUUCCUAGUGGUGAUAGACAGGUGGGGAAUGAGUGGCGCUAUUUCCUCUGACAAUGGAGGAGCCACACGUGUGUGUAACGGAGAAAGACCUGUCUAAUAAUUGCUAGAUGAGUAUGUUCCUUUCCAUCUUAGCUAACCAGUUGAAUGCUUUGUUUUUUUGCUUUAAACUGUCAUUCAAAGGACCUGCAUUCUGCCAUUUAUGUAUAUAUAUAUAUAUAUACCUUUUCCCAUACACCCAUAGUAUCUAUAGAAAUUGAGAACUUAAAGUAUGAACACCUGUAUAGUUGAUAUUUCAUGGGCUGUAUAUUGCCUAUAUAAUUUCUUCAAUGCUUAAAGGGGCGGGCACUCAGCAGUUGCUACCUUUUAUAAAUUAAUGAUACGUAUCCAUUGUUUCUUAAAGAAUAUAGCUUGUAAAAAUGCCUCAUGAGGUAAGUUCAACUGUCGUAACCCAUCGGAAACCAAAAUAUAAGCUUUUUUUUUUUUUUACUCCAAUGUUUGUAAACAAAGUAAAUGUAAACGAACACUGUAUAGCCUAAAAACAGUUUUAACCAUCGUUUUUAUAUAACGCAUGGUCAGUCCUUGCAUCCAUAGCUCUUUGAAUUUGAGAGUGCCUACUGGUGCUUAGCGAUUAAACUACGUUUUUGUAUUUUUUUGUUAUUAAACAACUUGACCGUCAGUUCAAUUACUUGAAUUCCAUUUAGUUUGUUUUAUUUGGGGGGUGGCCCAACUCGUUGUUUUUCUUGAGAUAAAUCAUUCACGAGAGAAAUCAUGUCAGGAACUAUGUGGGACACUUGGCUGAAGGGAGUUGUAGUUUUCAUUAAGCAAACUUUCAACCUAGUUCAGCACAAGAACGUGGUAAUUAACUACAAUGACCAUAAUCCAUUACGCCUGUUUUUUCCGUCUUGGACCGAGAGAGAUAUACAAUUUACACCUGUUAAGUUAGAUACACACAGGCCACAUGAGAGAGGAAUGUACACAACACGACUACGAGAGAGAUGGAGACAGUUUGUGAAAGUAUGCCUUAUCUAAUUUGAAAAACAAGUACAAUUAUUUCAUCAGACAGCUCGGCAGCACGCUAGGCAGGCUAGCCUAGCUAAAAAAGGAUGACUAGACAGUACAGUAUGGGAAGCACAGGGAAUGUUGUCUGGCUGCUACUGCCUGAGCAGAGAAUAGGACUUUAAACAAUGAAAAAUAAUGAAGUCCUCAAAUAAAAACUAAGUCAUAUGCACAUCUGAAAUGUUUGAUUUCAAAGUCAUUUUCUUUUGAUGUCAUACCUAAUGUGGACUUGAUGGAGACAAUGGAAUAUUUUCAUUUUUUUUUAGCAAUUGAAUGUUCACAAUUUUUGGCUUUGGAAUUUCCAUUAAUAAGCUCUAAAAUAUUGUCAUUAUUUCAUAAUGCAUUUAAUGUAAAAAAUGAAAUAAAAAAAAUGUUAUUUGUUAAUAAUCAAACUGAACUGACCUCAAAAAAAUCACUAAUCGCGUAGCGCUAGUGUUACCAUUAUUACAUCCCCAUCCCCCAGUUUUUUUCCAGAAACAGUGGUGAGGAGGACGAUUUGCUAUUGUUUCAACUGCUGAUUGCCAGUUUUAAGCAUUGCAGAAGCAUUUCAAACGCAUCCUUUUCGUAUUAUAACUUGCUCAACACCCUAUAUUGCUUGUGGAACUGCUCAUACUCAAAGGUUAUAUGCUCAGUGCACUAUAACCGUUUAUGUAUUAUAUUGUUGGAUAAUUAAAUGCAGAGAAUAUGCGUAGGGAAUGACCAUUGUGCAUGAAAAUCUCACUCAUCUGAUUAGGUUUGUUACUGGGUCAAAAUGUACUGAGAUAUACAGGGUGCAUCUUCACCCUGAGUUCAAGGAUUUUGUAGGUGUCAAGGACUAUGUCCACGUGGCAUUUGAACUUAACAAGCAUAGAGAGAUUUGGUUUUGGAUGUUGAACAUAUUCAGAUCAAACUAUUUUCCAUUGCUUACCCACUGUUUUUAUGAAAACAAAAUCGUACAAACAAAAGCAUACCCACAACUCACUUGGUUUUACAAAAUGUCAAACAUUAAUUUUAAUACAAUGCCUGCUAAACCAGGUGCCUUAAAAAAAAUAAAAAUUGAAUCCAAACGUGAUCUACUCCCUUCAAAGUCUUGAUGUUUUGUACAGAUACAAGAUUUACUCUCUUUCUGCCCACUAUGCCAAGAAUUCUGACAUUUUACUCUGUCUGGUGUUUUAACAGGGAUCUCAUGUACAAAUGAAAAUUGAUGCUGCUUUGCCUCAGACAGUUUUCUCAUCAGUGGAAUGUAGUCUUCCUUCAAACGAUUUCAAUUCAAUAUAAGGAUAUGUUCAUACUCCAGAUGUCCAGUGUAACAUUGGGUGACAGAGACUAUCCAAAGUGUGCUGCAAUCAUGAUUCAGAGGAAUUUGAACUUGUUUGUAUGGUUGUCCUUAUUUCUGUAAACUUUUUUUUAUUUAUUUUGUAUUUGUGCUCAAAAUCAGUCAAUUGUUGCACACGUUUGAAUUUUUAAAAUCUUUUUUUGCCUUUUCUACUUAGACCUUAGACCUACUUGCCAUACCAUUUAUUUUAUAUUUCAUUUGAAAUAUUUCCUCUAGUUUACCUAUAGAAAUUAUUUUAGAUAUUCAUGAUACCGCAGCGAGCUAUAUGUUCUUGCUGAAUUACAUUUAUCAGACCCAGAGCAUUCACCAAUGGUGAUUGAUUUAGUUGAGUUUUCUAUAGAACCGGUAGAUCUGCUUUGCAAAAACUGUCAACUUACCAACCUAUUGUGUCCCCUCAAAAAUUAUCAAGAUAAUUGUGCCUCUUUGGUCCUCAUUUUCUACUGUUCCACAAACGGCUGAGUUUCAUUUUACCCGGAGCAGUGUCACAUGUACAAGCAGAUGGCCUUUAGCAGCCUUUCUUCAAUGAACAAACAAGGUUUGAAACAGUAACUCUUAAUGACACAUGUUGAGGUUUGCAUUGUUCAACAUAGAUCUGUUAACCAUGGAGUUCCAGGAAACAAAGCUCGGAUGUCUGUAGUAAUUACGCAGGAGCAGGCGGCGUUUUAAACGUGGCACGGCCUGUAUAGCGCUUAAAGCAAUGGUGAUGGUGACGUGGUGGCUGCUGCACAAAUCCAGGUUCCUUGAUUUCGCCAGUUUGCUCCAAAGUGCCACCACACAGUUAAGAUUGAAGGGGGCACUAAUUGGAGAGUGUGUUUUAAAACAAAACAAUGCAAACAGCUGAUCAUUCGCCAGCCAUGGAGCUGAAUCUCAAAGACGUACUUGAACUUCCUCAAGAGCUGCCACUCGGGCCCUGUUGCUGUGUUGGAACGCUGCCUGAGGGGUGUUGCAACUCUUGACCAGUUCCCAGUGAACUUUGGACAGUGACUGACUUCUCUUUUAAGACCUGCUGUAGCCACUGCAGUGUCGGUGUCAGUAAGGCCUUGUCCUCAGUAAUGGUGGUUGACGACCGUGUUUUUAAAAAUGUAAUUGAAGUGGAUUGGCUGGUAGCUUUGAUAGGAUUAUUAUUAUUAUUAUUAUUAUUAUUAUUUUGCUUCAGGAAAAGGCAUAGAGAUCGGUAAGGGUCACUAGGGCUGCUGGGCAGAGAUCUCUCAUCCCUUCACUGAAGUGUUGGAAUAUGUGUUCCUGCAUAGUACACAUGCAGACCAAUUCAGUGAUUACCAAUGACAUUGAGAAAACAGAUAUAACCCUCUUUCAAAGCACCAUAAACACAUCAUAUUCACACUGCAAUGAUUUACAUUUUCCUUCCAAACUUGCCAAAUUAUUUUUUUGGGAAAUCCAUACAACUCCCAAUGAGGACAAUUUUUUUUUUUAAAAGAUAUCUCACCCAUUCUUAAAACUACACAAUUCAUGCCCUUGAUGUAAUGCUUCUGAUGUUGUAUGGUAUUUCAAUAGAUAAUGUAGCAUGGGAACUUUAAGUAGUUAGUACUGUGUGUGUACUCCCCAAGUGAAAAAUAUUUGUCACAGUAGGAAGGCUGUAUUUCAUUGCUAAGUGCUCUGUAAUAAAUCUCUUGGGUGAUACUCAAACAAAUCUGUAUCCUGCUGAAACUAACAGUGACUUGAUCCUAUUAGAAAUGUCUAUAUUUGUAGUUCACAUGUAUGCCUGUUCAAAUUCAAUAAUAUCUUGACAGUUCUAUUUAUGUUGUUUAAAUGUUGUGCUGGGUUUAUACUUUUGUCCUUCGAUCUCUUUCUCUUUUUAUUUUUGUUUCCAUUUUUUUUGGAGGCACAAUUAGUUGGAGAACAGAUAAUGAUCCUUGUAAAUGUACAGAUGUGAUGUAGGUUGGAUUCAGUUAUGAUUGAUUGGAAAAAUGUGUCUGCUUGUGUAAUUGUGCCUCUCCUUCAUUUUAGUUUAGUUUCGUUUUUUUUUCAUCAUACUUUUUCUCACAGAAUUGUAUCAGCCAGGAGUUGGUACCACAGUUGUGGCUAGGUGGAGUACAGCUAUGGACUGAAGUGACUUUACGUAGCAGGUUAGGAUAAUUUAAUGUAGCAGGUUAAGGUUAGGAAAAGGGGAAAGGUUAGCAAAAAUGCUACAGCUGACCCCGAUGCGACUCGAACAUGCAACUUUUGGUCCGUAGCUGUACUCCAAUCUAGCCACAACCCAAUUUUGCUUGUAACCAUGAUUCUAUUGUCCAAUUAUAUUGUUGAUUUUAAUAUCAAAAUAAAAACCUUUGAAAACCA
Messenger RNA from Oncorhynchus mykiss (rainbow trout), 12421 nucleotides. RefSeq names its product creb3 regulatory factor (gene crebrf). Gene Ontology annotation, molecular function: RNA polymerase II transcription regulatory region sequence-specific DNA binding; DNA-binding transcription factor activity, RNA polymerase II-specific. Gene Ontology annotation, cellular component: nucleus. Gene Ontology annotation, biological process: response to unfolded protein; regulation of transcription by RNA polymerase II. The record is from RefSeq and is a predicted model, not a curated record. Lineage: Eukaryota; Metazoa; Chordata; Actinopteri; Salmoniformes; Salmonidae.